AGGUUAUUCUCCGGUUUGUCCGGCCCGAUUGAGUCCAAGCGUACGCGUUCCUGAACACAAUUUCAACAAAUCACUUCCCCACACUCGCACAUUCUUGACCAACAUCUUCGAUCAUCAACAACUAGCGAGAAUGUCAUAUCCUACUCCCGAGCUACAGCCUCUAUUAGAAGAGAUCGGAUCGCUACUCAACGAGACCGGACAAACAUUAGCCAUUGCAGAAUCAACUACUGGAGGUUUAUUGAGCGCAGCUUUGCUCAGUGUGAACGGGGCAGCUGGAUGGUAUAAAGGAGGUGCUGUUUUAUAUACCCUUGACGCACGAUCUGAAUAUGCAGGAUGGACAAAAGAAGAUGUAGAGAAUUACAGAGGGCCGACUGAAGGUGUUGCGAGUACAUUGGCAAAUGGUGUAAAGAAACGCUUGAAUGCAACAUUGUGCAUCGGAGAAGCUGGAAUUGCAGGUCCAAUGAGUCCUAGUAGAAGGCUACCACCAGGCCUAACAUGCUUGGCCAUCGCUCGCGAUGAUGGACCACCGAUCACGAAAACUGUCAUGACUGGAGUACGAGAUCGGAUCGUGAACAUGCAUGCGUUUACAGAAGAGGCUUUAAAGCUAUUACAUGAAACAUUAACAAAGAUGAAACAGGGAAAUGCAAAAUUGUAGAGCGAGGUUCUGUCCUUUGAAUUGUAGAAUAAGAUGAUCAAAAUGAUAAUCGAUCAACACUCAAGCCUCUUUCCCCUCGGACCCGUUGAAUGAUUGCUGCCGAAAACAGAUAGAUUAGAUAAUCAGCCUUUAGAAAAGAGCUCCUUUGUCUGCAGGGCAACAAUUAGGGGGGUUAAUUGAUGAUGAUUAGCACACAAUGCUUCUUCCCCCUUUGUCUUGUGAUUUGAAC
This is a messenger RNA of Meira miltonrushii, 884 nucleotides long. RefSeq lists its product as uncharacterized. The record is from RefSeq and is a predicted model, not a curated record. The transcript has 4 exons. NCBI's taxonomy places the organism in Eukaryota, Fungi, Basidiomycota, Exobasidiomycetes, Exobasidiales, Brachybasidiaceae. The coding region runs from base 131 to 655 and encodes 174 amino acids.